GAAGGUGGGCGGGGAGCUGCAGAAAUGCAUCCAUAUCUCUCGCUCUCUGCCUCCUGUUUUCUUUAAGGGUGUUUUUCAGAGCCCUUUUUCCCAUCUCCUCCUCCUCCGAGCACUCAGCCAAGGUGGGAAGGAGAGACUGUCUGUGAUGUGAACUGUGUUCUUUACCAGCCCUUGGGGAGGAGUAGGGCAUAGACAACCUAGCAGCAGCAGCAGCAACCACACAGGGAGCAGGAGAGUCUCCACAAUGAAUGGCAUAAGGACUCCUCAGCAGCCCUGUGAGGAGGAUCCAAGAGAGGCUGCAAAGAACAGAAGAUGUCUCCGGGGGAAGAGCCUGCUCCUGUGUGCUCUCAUGCUCAGCACUGUCCUUGGGUUUGCAUUGCUUCUUGCCUACACCAUCCUACACCAGGGCCUGGAACCUUGUGAUACCAAGGAGUGUCUCAUGCUACUGGCCAGACUCCUGGAGGUUCCACAGCUCAGGGUUGGAAGCUCAGCCAAGGAAAAAGCCAUCCAGUUCUACCACUCCUGCAUGGAUACCCAACAGAUAGAAGCAGAAGGGGCUCAGCCCUUGAAGGAGCUUAUAAAUCAGAUUGGUGGCUGGAACUUCACAGGCCCUGAGAAACAGACCGAUUUUAACCAGACCCUGCAAAUACUCAUGGGCAAAUACAACACUUUCCCCUUCUUCAGAGCAUAUGUGGGACCCAACUCUUCUGACCCCAGCACCAAUAUCAUCCAGAUUGACCAUCCUGAAUUUGAGAUGCCACCAGAGAGUGACUACAAUGAAAAAGCAAAUUAUCCCGAGGUGGUCCGUGUGUAUUUCUCAUACCUGAUGAAGCUGGGGACACUCUUGGGAGGGCCACAGAAUGUUACCUCCACCUCCAUCUCCUUUGCCUUGUCCUUCAUCUCCAACCUCCAGAAGGAGGUCACCCCACUGCAGGAACGGCGGGAGAAAGGGAUGCUGUUCUAUCACACCACUAUCAGGGAGCUGCAGGAAAAGGCACCCGCGAUCGAUUGGCUGUCAUGCCUCCAGGCAGCCUUCCAUCCUGUGCAGCUGAACAUCUCCCAGCCAAUCGCAGUGCAUGACAUGGAUUAUUUGAAAGGCAUGUCGCGGAUGAUUGGAAAAUGGCAGAAGGAGAGGGUCCUACAGAUCUAUAUGAUCCUCUGCCUGGUUGGAAACCUCUCCCCAGCCCUCGACAGCCGGUUCCAAGAUGCACGCAGGGAGCUAUAUGAAAAGCUGCAUGGAAAGACAGGGGAAUCUGGGUUGGUACUGGCCCAUCGCUGGAGGAAAUGCCUGAGUGACACCAGCACCUUCUUUGAGCCUGUCCUUGGGGAGAUGAUUGUGCAAGAGAUUUUCCCUCAAGAGACAAAGGAACUCGCUGAGAAGAUGUUCUCUGUGGUCCGAGAUGCCCUCAACAGUCGGCUGGAUCAGGUGGAGUGGAUGGAUGAGCAGACCCGACAAGAGGCCAAGGACAAGGUUUCUAAGCUGCAGGUGGAAAUUGGCUAUCCAGACAGCACCCUCCAAACUCCUGAAAUGGACCGGGAAUUCCAGGAUCUGGAGAUACAUGACAAUACCUUUUUGCUCAAUGUGGUGGCCUGCCUGAAGGCUGUGAGGGAAAAUUUCUCCCUGAGGCUCCUUCAUCCCCACCUGCAGGAUAAUUGGGAGGUCUUCCCUUGGUCUGUCCAUUCCUACUACUCAUUGAGGCGCCACGCCGUGGUCUUCCCGGCGGGAAUGUUCCGCAGCCCCUUCUUCCACGCUGAGUUCCCCAGCGCUGUGAACUUUGGAGCCAUGGGAGUCAUCAUGGCACACGAGCUGCUUCACGCAUUCUAUGAUUACGUGGUGCCUGAGAGCUGUCCUAGAUGCAACAGGGAUGCAUUAGUGCGGGGUACAGGCUGCCUGGUGGAACAGUAUGAACGCUACUCUCUGCAGGGCCUGAGAAUCAAUGGCACUUUCACCCUGCUGGAGAAUGCAGCUGACACAGGAGGACUCGCCAUCGCUUACCAGGCCUAUAAGAACUGGCUGAAAAAGCACAAACAGGAGAGGAAUUUACCUGGGAGUGGACUCUCACAUCAUCAGCUCUUCUACAUCAGCUUUGCCAAUUCAUUCCUGCCAGGGCCCCGCCGAAAAUGUUCGAAUUGGGCCCCGCAUUUCCUAAAGCCCGCCCUGCUGGUCUGAGUCUCUCUCCCCACUUUGCAGUGCUGGACUGCUCCCU
Messenger RNA from Mauremys reevesii (Reeves's turtle), 2207 nucleotides. RefSeq names its product kell blood group glycoprotein-like. Gene Ontology annotation, molecular function: metalloendopeptidase activity. The coding region runs from base 245 to 2170 and encodes 641 amino acids. Gene Ontology annotation, cellular component: plasma membrane. The record is from RefSeq and is a predicted model, not a curated record. The transcript is spliced from 18 exons. Lineage: Eukaryota; Metazoa; Chordata; Testudines; Geoemydidae. Gene Ontology annotation, biological process: protein processing.